Messenger RNA from Cylicocyclus nassatus, 2854 nucleotides. NCBI's taxonomy places the organism in Eukaryota, Metazoa, Nematoda, Chromadorea, Rhabditida, Strongylidae. The record is from the annotation of a GenBank genome assembly.
GAAUUGAGGACGCUUAUAUGUCACAAACCCUGCACUACAAAAUUAUAACACUAAUGCUCAUCACGGUUGAGACGUCGUCAUCAACUAGUACAAUACAUUGCAGCUUCGAAAGUGGUGAAUCUCAAGCAUUCGACAUAUCGAACGUAACAGCGAAGCUGUCCAUAAGAAGACCAUGCUCUAGUGCAAAGAGGAUUUCUUUGGGAGGAGAAACGGUGCUUACCGCUGAUGGUCUCAGUGAUUCGUUUUUCGAAUGGCUCCUGGGCAUAGAUGAACUAAACAUGUGCAUUUCGAUUGAAAAUACAAAUUUGACAUACCUAUCGAUUUAUACUAAAUCAAUAAUUGGAAGCUGCAAAGGUCCAACGAUAAAUAUUGUUCAAAACCAGAAACUGGAGCAUAUCUUCUGGGAGUGGGAAAAAACAGAAUUAGCAAAAAAUUUAUCAUCCAAACCAGGCUCUAUGAGAAUUCGUGGAAACCCGAAUUUGGGAGAGCAAGACUUGGAAAUAAUACACAAACUGAAUGACAACUUGAAGGCUGGUUGGGAUUUACAAGUGAAAGGAGAAUGUUCUUUGCCGAGACCGUUCAAAUCAUUCAAAGAACUGGGCACAACUUGUCCUCGAUUUUAUGGAAUCUUAACAGUGGAACCAACUACUGCGAAAAUCGAGCCGUCCCAGUCCAAGAUUGAUAUCGAAGGGUGCAUACAGAUCGAAGAUACAAAGCUGAAGGAUGUCACAUUUAUAGUGACAAUGUCAAACUUUCGUCCUAUACCCGGUUGUCCGCAAUAUAUUCGUAACAACAAGCAGUUGUGCUCCAAAAACUUAGACUAUCUAAAUACGAUCAUAGGCAAUAUAACAAUUUCCAACAAUCUCGAUGGCUGCAAUGAAUGCUUGGGUGGCAAGGUAUCAGAAAGUUAUCUUCGUUAUAGUGUCAACUGCAAAUUUAUAUUUGGAGAUCUCAUAAUUUCGAAUUGGAAGAAAGUUCCUCCAGGAGUCGAAAACUUGGGAACAAUAGAAACCAUAGAAGGCAGCCUCAUCAUAACCAAUAAUGCUGGUCUCAAUAACUUCGACUACCUUAUGGGACUCAAAAGAAUUGGAGUGAAAAACGAGAAAAGCAUAGCAAUAAUUGUGGAGAAUAAUCCGGAUUUGAAACGACUACCAAUGCCGCUAUUGGAAGAAUUAAAGCUAGAUAAGCCAAUACGAGUGCGAUUGAAAAAUAAUCCUCAGCUUGACCCGAAGAUCCAGCGUGUGCCAGUUCCGACUACUACGACUACAACUACAACUUCGAGAUCAAUAAGUAAAGAGCUUGCUAGUGUAACCGACAGGUUUGCUAUCGUCAGCGGACCCAACAGGACAAGAAAAGUUUCCGUGUUGCCCAACAAAGGCAAACCAAUCGUGAUUGACGCAAAUGGGAAAGAAAAGGGCAGGAAAGAGAAGCCUCAAACAUCCGCUGACAAGGAAUCGCAUAUCAAGUGGUUCUUCAUAAUUGGAGCAGCUGUUGUAUUUAUUUUGAUCUUGAUAAGCGUACUGGCCAUAUUUCUUCUUCUCCGCGUAAAGAAAUCAUGUUCUGUUCUUCCACCACCACCAUAUGAACUCGGAUCAAAGUCUCGCGAACAGCUCGUUUCUUUGAGUACGGAAAUUUUAUCAAGAAGUCCGAUUGUGUGGACGAUAGAAGAUUUGGAGCUCAUCUGGAGAGAUACGCGCAGUGCAGCCGGUGGUGGUAAUACAGCUGAUCGAGGAAAACAGAUCGACUUUCUCAAGCGUCACCUCAUUCCUCUUGCUGCUAACGGCAAACUACCCAUCAAAAGAGAGGUUGAGUACGACAAGCCUCUCCAGAGUCGGGUACAAGAAUUACUGGAGUAUGACUUGGUCAUAAUGAUUGCGGAAGAGCCUGGAGUCAACAAAGUAGUGGCGCGACUUCCAAGCAACGUGGGCGAUCUUUGCCUGUAUAUAGACGGCAAAGAGAAUAUCUCAAUAGCAUACAAAUUGUUGGAAGUCACUCAACUAUCAGCGAAGUCUACUUACUAUAGAUAUGAGGCGAAAAACGUGAACAAACGCAAAGUUAAAAAUUUAGACUUAAUAUCUUACCAAUGGCCCAACGAAAGACUUCCUAUGGAUUUCAUAGAACUCUUGCGGCUUAUAGUGAUGUCAAGUGGUAGAAAAGUGGUAUGUACAAGCAACAGAAGAAAAGAAGUCUUUUCUCUCCUGUACUUUUUUCAUAAAAUCAUUACUUCGGGAAAAGCAGCGAUGAAUGUGGUUGAUGCAUUUCGUCUUCAUACUCAAUUUUGUAAUGGAGCACCUCUUGACCGACAUGAAAUGCUAUAUGUGAUGCGGAUAUUGCUAGAUUGGGCUAAAUGCGCUAAAUGUCUGCCAGAUAAGAACAAAAGGGACCAUAUGCGAUGGUGUCAAAUAUACGAUCAAAUGUCCUUAUUUUCCAAAAAGCACGGAAAUAUCAUAAACAUACAUCCAAAUCAUCUUUUGCGGCUCGAUCUUCCUGCAGCGCUAGAAAACGAAGUAGAAGCAGCAAACAAAAGACGAAAAAAAGUGCUGGUUGAACGAAAAGAAAUUGUUGCGCUCUCCGAUGUGUUUAGAAGAAAGACACCUGAGGAACUGAAACGUGAAAUGAAUAAAAAAGCUACUGUAGACGCUACAAGGAGCAUUCAAAUCAGUACCAAUGUACCUAUAGAGGCAGCUAUGUUACCAAUCAGUGCCAAUAUACCCGUUGACGUAUUCGCUCAUGAACUGGACGCAGGAAGAACUGCUGAGAUAUGAAGAGAUAGGAUAGCCUAGCAGUUGAUAAUUGAACCAAUAUGAUUAAUAACGAAGCAAAACAGAUAUUUGUCGAUUUCAAUACAAUAAAG